AUGGAGAACAAGCCUUCGAUCACGGUCGAGGAGGGCAGCCUCGCCUCCCUUCCCGCCUCGCCUUCUCGUUCCCUCAUCGGCAAGGUAAAACGAGGAGUUCGAGCGCUCGGCACCAAGAAAGCAUGGUUUGGGGACCACAAUUACGUCGCCCUGUUCACGCCAACGAUUCCUUUCGUCUGCAAGCCCUCAGCAAACAGCCUGCCCUUCUACUCGGUCGACGCAAAGCUGCCAAUCUUCCUUGCUAUCGUUUUGGGGCUACAGCAUUCAUUGGCCAUGGUUGGUGGUGUGGUGACUCCUCCUCUCCUCAUCGGCGGUAGUGCAGGCGCCAACCUGGGACAGAGCGACACGCAGUUCCUCAUCGCUUCCACCCUGAUCUGGUGUGCGUUCGGCACAGCUCUGCAAGUCUCUCGCAGCCGUCUCUUCAAGACAAAGUACUACCUCGGCACCGGUAUUGUCAGCGUCACCGGCGCUAGUUUCGCAACCAUCUCGAUCGCACUUUCCUUCUUCAGCCAGAGCUAUGCCAAUGGCUACUGCCCCGUGGGCGCCAACGGAGUCAAGCUGCCUUGUCCACAGGGCAUUGGUGCGUUCUUGGGCACGUGCUGCUUGUGUGGUAUCAUUGCCAUCUUUAUGGCGUUCAUCCCUCCCAAGGCUAUCCGCAAGCUCUUCCCUCCCCUCAUCGUUGGUAUGAUGUUGACCCUCAUCGGUGCCUCGCUCGUCAAGUCGGGCAUCACGAACUGGGCCGGCGGCUCUGGUCCUUGCGCCACCAACCAUGCUAUCAAGUGCACCAUCGGCAGCCGAACUCAGUACUGGGGCUCAGCCCCUCUCAUCGGACUCGGCUUCGUCUCGUUCGCCACCAUCAUCCUGUGCGAGAUCUUCGGCAGUCCGUUCCUCAAGUCCGCAUCGGUCUUUGUCGGUCUCGUGGUGGGCAUGAUCGUCGCAGCAGCCACUGGCUACUUUAACUCUGCCACCAUCGCCAAAGCUCCUACGGGUUCGUUCCUGUGGACCAAGACCUACCCGCUGAGCAUCAAGCCGGAGCUGAUCCUGCCGCUGCUCGCAGCGUACAUCGUCAUUGUCGCCGAGACGGUGGGUAACGUGACUGCUUCGUGCGAUGCGUCCCGCCUGCCGAUGGACGGUACCGAGUUCGAGUCGCGCAUUCAGGGCGGUAUGCUGGCCGACUCGAUCUCUGCCACGCUCGCUGGUCUCGCCAUGGUUCCGCCUCUCACUACGUUCUCGCAGAACUCCGGUGUCAUCUCGCUCACGCGCAACGCGUCUCGUACCGCAGGUUUCGUAUGCGCUGCAAUCCUCUUCCUCAUGGGCGUCAUCGGCAAGUUCUCGUCGCUCUUUGUCGCCAUGCCAUCGAGCGUCCUCGGCGGAUUCACCACCUUCCUGUUUGGCUCGGUCGCCGUAGCAGGUAUCCGCAUCAUGGCGUACGCCAAAUGGGAUCGACGAGCACGCUUCAUUGCUACCGCGGGCAUGAGUCUCGGACUGGCCAGCUUGACCGUGCCCAGCUGGUUCUCGUACUUUUUCACGUACAAGGGGUCGAACGCCGGCCUCAAGGGCUUGAUUCAGGCGAUCGUGUUGAUCGUCGAGGAGCCGUACUUGAUCUCCAGUGUGCUUGCCAUCCUGCUCAACGCUGUGCUGCCAGCAGAGAUGGAGGACGAGGUGCCAGCGGCGGUGGACGACGACGUCUCGUCGAAUGCUGGCACUGACUCGAAGGUCGACCCAGUCUCGGACGGGGCCACUUCUCAGCUGCCGGAUCUCGAGAGCGGCGAAGAGGCACAGAAGAGGUGGAACCAGCCUGGAACGUUCUUUGGAAGCAAGUGA
Molecule: messenger RNA, 1824 nt
Organism: Kalmanozyma brasiliensis GHG001
Lineage: Eukaryota; Fungi; Basidiomycota; Ustilaginomycetes; Ustilaginales
Product: Xanthine/uracil/vitamin C permease
Exons: 1
Coding region: 1-1824 (607 amino acids)
Biological process (GO): xanthine transport; transmembrane transport
Cellular component (GO): fungal-type vacuole; membrane
Molecular function (GO): xanthine transmembrane transporter activity
Source: RefSeq, a predicted model, not a curated record